GCCUUCUCAUACAAUGUCACGUUCCGCUUCUUUGCCACCUCGCGCCCGGGCACCACCCUUCGCCUGCUCCUCCGCAUGCUCCGCUUCGGGCUCCGCCUCGACACCUACAUGCUCCCCUUCUUGCUCCUCGCUGCGGCGCGCAUCCCAUCCCGAGCGCUCGCUCGCUCGCUCCGCCCACGCGCUUAUUGAGAAGCUUGGGCUCAGGGACCAUGACCACACCGUCCACUCCCUGAUCACCAUGUACUCCUACCUCGGUGAUCAUCUUGCUGCGCGCAGGGUGUUCGACGGAAUUCCCCACCACUACGUCGUCUCGUGAAACUCUAUGAUCAAGGCAUACGAGCGGGUAGUGAUGGUGGCUGAGGUGGAAGCGAUGUUCCGGUCGAUGGUUGCAGAGGGUACGGUGGCGCCCAACGGGGUGACAGUGGCAGUUGUGCUCACGGCGUGCAGGGAUGCCGGCAACAUGGUUCUAGGGAGGUGGGUGGAGGAGUGGGUGAGGUCUGCAGGGAUGGAGGUGGACUCGCUCAUUGGCUCGGCGCUUGUGGGGAUGUAUGAGAAGUGUGGAGAGAUGGCAGAGGCUAGGCGCGUGUUUGAUGGCACCAUUGACAAGGAUGUUGUGACGUGGAAUGCCUUGAUCACCGGGUAUGCGGCAAAAUGGCAUGUCAAAUGAAGCUGUUGCAUUGUUUCAUAGCACGAGGGAAGUGGGGAUGAUAAAGGAGAUAGGGCUCCAGCCGGAUAGGGAUGGGGGAAACGAGGGGCUCUUUUCCCGGCCGUUUUGUCCCAUGGGGAGGGGUGGGUUACGGCCUGGAAAUGAGGUGUGCAUCCGACGACAUGCUUGAAGGCGUCCUCUGCUGCUCGUCGCUGCUGUUGGAGCUGUUCCUUUGCCGUCGGGGUCGGAGCUCACCGAGGCUAUAACGCCGCUGCCUGCCGUCGGAGCAAGAGCUCGCGUGUGCAUGGGGGCUGGCUCCGCUGCUUGAGGGCUUGGAGCUAGUGAUAUCCAUUCCAACCCAAAAUCGGUCGUGGGCGCUAGUGAUUGCUGGACGACAAGAUCGUAUUGGGUUAACCAUUAGAAUUUAAAUGUUGACGAGCGUAGGUGGUACUGGAGUUAGAGAAGGAGAUAACCUCAGAAAUGGCCGCAAGCUACGAACAUAGGUGGUGGAUUGAGGAUAACGAUGCGAGACGGUGCUUGUCAAAUGGUACUGAACAAACGUAAAAGGAAAGGGAAAAAAACACAUCACUUGUUGUCACUAUAUAUUAGCGAUGCGUGAUCAUUGUGCAAUAGCCCUAAACCCUACCCCCACUCUUCUUUAUAAUAGAUAUAUUA
Molecule: messenger RNA, 1321 nt
Organism: Panicum hallii
Lineage: Eukaryota; Viridiplantae; Streptophyta; Magnoliopsida; Poales; Poaceae
Product: putative pentatricopeptide repeat-containing protein At5g59200, chloroplastic
Exons: 2
Coding region: 323-667 (114 amino acids)
Biological process (GO): RNA modification
Molecular function (GO): RNA binding; protein binding
Source: RefSeq, a predicted model, not a curated record